CCCUCCUCCUUGCAUACAAAGUGAGAGCCAAGAGAGAGGCGAGCGAGCGAGUGACUUCUCGUGUCUGUGUGUGCUGGUGUUGGAGAGAGGAGAGAGAGAGAGAGACAAAGGCGGACGUGCGAGCAUGGACACACUCUGCUUUGCGCAGCGCGUGAUGAUAGCAGUCCAUCUGCUGCUCCUCCUGCCUGCAACUCUGGGUGCCCAGAGUGUUACAUCGGAGAUCGAACACGACAGUGAAGCGUCUGGUGGGAGCGGAGGAGACGUGAAGCUGCGCUGCGUCUACACGGGAAGCGAGACCGUCAUCCAGAUAGGAUGGGUAAAGGAAACAACUCAGGAGCCUGUGUACAUAGCAAGUCGCCAGAAUGAUCAAAGUGAAAUAAAUGAUAAGUUAAAAGGGCGCCUGACUUUCCUUGGCCACGGAAACAACAAUGCCACCAUCUCAAUCCGCGCGCUGCGCGCCUCGGACAGCGGCUCCUACAUCUGCACAUUCACGACAACAACAAAAGGGACUAAGGAGGUGAAGAUCAACCUCAUCGUGGUCGUGACACCAGAGGUGACGUUGGUGUUGGGCCCGGCUCCCCUGGUGUCUGGUCGCGGGGCAUCUCAGCUGGCGGCGACGUGCGUAGCGGCCAACGGGAACCCCGCGGCGAAGAUAGCCUGGACUCUGAAGAACGUCUCGGGAAGCCACUUUGUCUUUGAAGCCCUGAAGGAUGACGCGGGCACCAUCAUCGAUCACAAAAAUAGCUCCAUCAGCGUGACGCGGGAGCUGCGGUUGGAGCCGACGAAGGAGAUGAACAAAGCGUCGCUCGCGUGCGUCGUGACGCAGUCCGGGAACGUCAAUCAGAUCGAGAAGAUCGUCGCUCUCAAUGUGCACUACAAGCCGAAGGUGACGACGAUCAGUGGAGUCACUGGCCCCAUGCAAGAGGGAAGCACCAAGGUCACUCUCACCUGUCUUGCCGACGCCAAUCCCAGCGCCAAGUACUCGUGGAUGAGGAAUGGUACACAUAUGAAUGGCUCUGACCACAGCACGCUGACUCUAGAUCGUGCUGUGAGUAACUCCGGGAUGUACCGGUGCAUUGCUGUAAACGACGUGGGCACGGACUUUGGCGACAUCGACGUCAACAUCACCUAUGCGCCCGCUCAGCCCACCACCGUGCCAACCACCAUGCCAGGCACAGGUUCCAGAGUAAACGGUGGACCAGGAUCUCUCGUUUGGAUAGGGGUCGGACUUGGAGUGCUGAUCAUCGUCAUGGGCAUCGCCGUCGGGGUCUGUGUCAUCAUGAAGAAGAGGAUGAGGAAGAGCGCGAAUGGGCUGGGCGACGUCCAAUUAUCGCGAAACACGGAGAACAAGCCGCUGGCAGCGGCAUCGCUUAGCGCUCACUGUUAUGACGUCGUGACGCCCGCGGCCUCUUGCGCCAAGAAGCUGACCGUGGAGACAGAAAUCACUUACGCCGAGUUGGACCGGACAGCCCUGCAUCGCGGUCAGAGACCGGCCCAGCAUCAGCCUCAAGUCCAGCAGGACAGCACCAUCUAUGCUCACAUCGUGCACGGACGCUGACCAAGCGCGUGCGUGUGCGUGCGUGUGUGCGUGCGCGUGCGUGGAGGGUCUUUGUCUUUGUAUGUACAGCAGACUCUCGAUUAUCCAUGCUAAUGACGGGGAGGACGGCCACGAGAAUUCAAAAUCGCGGAUAAUCCAACAAUAUAACUUUUUUCCGCGGAUCUCUAUGCCAAAACCCACUAAUAUAGUGGUAUAAAUUAUGUUGAAGCUAAUAAAAUUUAGUUUUUUUACGAACAAAACUAAAAUUUGUAGUAAAGAAUCGACCGAUCGAUGCACGUGCUCAAGCGAAAACACUUUUCUGCUCCCGCAAAGCAGAAUACUCGGCCCACUGAGUGGACAGCAGAGCCACAGCCAAUCAACAUCAAUCAAGCCCUGCCCGCUGUCGUAGACAUAUGCAACGACUGUACCGUAGAGGCAAUCGCGUGGAUUUCGGAUUAACCGGAGCGCCUACAGGCAGAGGGUUUUGAUUCUUUACCCGUACCUGUACCCGGCCGCACCAGGGUCGCAAACGGGUACCCGUACCCGGCCAGGUACAGGUACCCGUACGCUACCCGUACCCUACCCGAAAUGAGUGACAAAUUGUUACUCACCGGUGACUCACGGCCUACCCGUACCCGGCCGCACCAGGGUCGCAAACGGGUACCCAUACCCGGCCAGGUACGGGUAGCCGGGUAUCGGGUAGGGUACGGGUAUCGGGUACCCGGUUGCGACCUCUGCCUACAGGUGACCCCCGACUCAUGACGGCUCGACUUGCGACCCCGCACCCCACCCAGCCUUUGUUAUAGUCAGUGAGACCCCCACAGUAACAACCAAAACUCGUAUCGACGCCCGCCUAACGACUGCGACGACGCCGAGUCGAUUGGCAACGAGCCUGUGCACGUUAUGCGUGGACUCCUCGUGUCGUGUAUAAGUAGUGUAGUGUAUAGCGCGCAUGUCAUGCGCAGACUCGUCGCCUGAUGACGCUGCUUUGCUCUUCCGCCGUAUGUGUAUGCACAGUGUAGCCCGUAAGUCUGCAGCUGCGCCUAGAGCAGGGGUGGGGAAGCUCUUUUCUGCCAAGGGCCAUUUGGAUAUUUAUAACAUCAUUCGCAGGCAAUACAAAAUUAUCAACUUAAAAAUUAGACUGUUAUAUUUGGUCAAACAUUUAAUUAACUCAUCCCUAAUGUGAUGGCUGGAACUGCUUUGGUGAGGCGUGUGAUGUUAGCUGGUAUUGAUGAUGUUGCUACUCGCAGCUGCUUUUCCAGGAUUGCUCCUAGAUUUAUUGAAUUUCGAGUCCCUCCUGCGGUUGCCUUGGCAGGGCAGGCAGACCAAUAUAUGGCCCGCGGGCUGGACGUUCCCCACCCCUGGCCUAGAGUGACCACAGUGGCGUCUCUCUUUUUAAAUUUUCUUCAGAUUUCGAAAUAUUUUAACCUUUGGCUACUACGUCUGAGAAGAGGAAAUUUGGUGCACAUGCAGAAAAGUACUUACGAAGUUUGAAAUGUGUUUGUUUUUACUUAAAUGUUUGUAAAAGUGAUGUUGUUACAAUGUUUUUUAGGGUUAUUUUCAUUUAUUUUCGCGGUCAAUUUUGGGUAUUGUUACAGCAUAUAACGGGUUUCCAGGAAUGGAACCCCAAUGUAUAACAUUGCGUUUUGUGCGGGAUAUGGAUUCGACUCACGACGGCUCUCGACUUGCGACCGGUCGUCCAUGAACCGAUUAGGUCCGUAGGUGCAGGGGUCGUCUGUAUUUGUUCAGUUUAAGCACGUGACUUGCAGUACACAUGUCCAAGAAUAACAAUGUAUAACUGUUUUUAUAUUAUUAUUAAUGUGGGCUGAAGGGAAAGUCCAUGAGUUAUUAAUUUACGUCAAAAUCUCGGAUGCACGGUUAAUCCGCAAAUCGGAUAAACCGCAUGUGGAUAAUCGAGAGUCUACUGUGUAUGUGUUUGUGUGCUGGCUGAAAGCACUUGUCCCAACAGCCUGAGUUUUCUACACAGGGAGAUCUUUGUAUUCUGUCUUUGGGUAUAUACUGUAUAUGUCUCUGUGUGCUUAUGGGAAGCAGUGGCGCUUAGCGCACUGCAUUAUGAUCAAUAACAGUGGUGAAUAUUUCAACUGCUCUGGGGCCUCCCAUAGGUCAACUCAUCCUUAAAUGAGUACCCUGUGCAGUGUGUAGUAAACAUCAGCACUGGGGAGAUAAAGGCGGCAGGGCAUGGUGGUACUGGCCACCUACCUCCCACUCCCCCCCCCCCGUGUGCUGUGCCAGCCUUCAUCGGUGGCACUCGGUAACUGCUUUAAGGGGGUUCUUUGUCUUUGUGUGGUAGCUGACAGCACUUUCUCCGACAGCCUGUGCAUGCUACAUGGGACGUAUGCAUGUAUAUUGAACUUUUCAUCGUACGCAGCCAACCGUGCAAAUCGGAGGUGCAGGCUCUCACUGCACAGAACUUGCUACUGUAAUCUAUCGGGUGAAAUGAAGGGUCUUUGUGUGUACAACACUGUGUAGUGCGUGGAGUGGUGGCAUGGUGAAAAGAUAACGGUGCUGUGAUGCACAUCAGUGACAUUGCAACAUUGGGUUAUGGGCCUCCCCUAUAUCGCCACGACCCUGUACGACGAGUAUCUGGUACAUUGUGUACACCCGACCACUGGAAUCGACUUACCCUGUACAUUAAGCAGUCGCUCUCCUUAACCUACCUUCCGUGCCUCUCUCCAAACCUCAACUCUUCCUCCAGUGCCCAAUCCCCUUCCUCGCCCCCUCCACUCCGUCGCGUUCCUCCCAUAUCGCACCUUUCGUGAGCCACCACGUGUGCCGCCUCUGUUACGGUCGCUGACUGCUCUGCCCUUGCACUGCGCCUUGAGCGAAGUUGCACGCUAUAAAUCAUCAAUCUAUAUAUAAAAGGGAAAUUUGUGAAUAUGUGUGUCUGUUCGAAAUGUUUAGCAUACUUCCCGACAUGCAACAAACUUGAAAUUUGCCAUGUGGGUACUUUCCAGACUGUACACCAUGCACAAAUAGACUUUUGAAAAGAAAAAUGGGGGGGGGGGGGGGGGGG
Lethenteron reissneri (Far Eastern brook lamprey) is the source of this 4571-nucleotide messenger RNA. Its product is annotated as nectin-1-like. Gene Ontology annotation, biological process: heterophilic cell-cell adhesion; homophilic cell-cell adhesion. The record is from RefSeq and is a predicted model, not a curated record. Gene Ontology annotation, cellular component: adherens junction. NCBI's taxonomy places the organism in Eukaryota, Metazoa, Chordata, Hyperoartia, Petromyzontiformes, Petromyzontidae.